Molecule: messenger RNA, 1281 nt
Organism: Galendromus occidentalis (western predatory mite)
Lineage: Eukaryota; Metazoa; Arthropoda; Arachnida; Mesostigmata; Phytoseiidae
Exons: 1
Coding region: 1-1281 (426 amino acids)
Source: RefSeq, a predicted model, not a curated record
AUGAGACAACAACAGCUGUCAACAAACUUGUUAAGUGGAGCCAAGAAGGACAAAUUCUUCAUGGACUUGUGCAGUGCUUUCAUGAAAGCGGAUAUAGCUCUGCACAAGCUUUCGAAUGAUGCUCUGAAGAACUUCCUCGAACACCACACAUCCAUGAAAAUACCCGAACCUUCCACUCUACGAAAAACGUAUGUUCCUGAAGUUUAUGCCGACGUGAUCGAUCGCAUCCGGCAAGGAAUCGCUUGUUCGAAAAUUUGGGUCUCGAUAGAUGAGACCACGGAUAGAGCUGGACGGAGUAUCGCAAACGUGAUCGUGGGGAAACUAGAGAGAACUCAUUUUGGUAGAAGUUAUCUCUUGGUAUGUGAACAACUCGAAAAAUGCAACGCCACCACGAUCGCCCACAUUUUCGUGAAGUCCAUGGAAAUUCUUUGGAACGGCGAUGUGCACUAUGAUCGCGUCUUAAUCUUUGUCAGCGAUGCUGCCCGUUACAUGGGGAGAGCUGCCGCCAGCUUGAAGGUUUUGUUCCCGCGAAUGAUACACGUCACCUGCCUUGCUCACGGCCUACACAGGGUAUCCGAAGAGAUCCGCGGAUUGUUUCCGAAGGUAGAUCAGCUGAUCGCAUCGAUGAAGAUGGUCCUUUUGAAGUCCCCGUCUCGUAUUUCGCUCUUUAGAGAGGAGGUCGAACUCCCGCUGCCCCCGAAGCCGAUCUUGACCCGGUGGGGGACAUGGAUAGAGGCAGUGGAAUAUUACGCCCGGAACUUCGAGGUCUUGAGGAGAUUUGUCUGCGAAAAAUUGCAGGCGGACGAUGCGCUCGCAAUCAAGACAGCACAAAGGCUCUUCGUUGACGCGACUGUCCAAUCCGGUCUCGUGGCGAUAGCAACACAUUUUUCAAAAAUUCCCGACUGUAUCACCGCUCUGGAGGGACACGGUCUGUCGCUCGAAAAAUCGUUGAGCAUCGUCGAAGAUUUACGAGAAGAAUUCAGACUUCUCCCCACCGAACUCAGCGCAAUUUCCCAGAAGUUUGAAAACGUCCUGAAAAACAACGCUGGCUUCGCUGAGCUUCAACGUUUAAGAGAUUUUAUGCGGGGAGAAGCGAGCGGAGAGGACGUUGUUAUGCCACUCGAUGACCAGAUCCUGUUGAAGUUCGCUCCGGUUGUUUCUUGUGAGGUCGAGCGAUCUUUUUCCCGGUACAAGUCAAUCUUCCGCGACAACCGCCGCUCGCUUCUUUUCGAAAACUUGAAAAAGUACGUUGUAGUCGCUUGUAACCAGGACAUUGACUAA